This is a messenger RNA of Onychostoma macrolepis, 2193 nucleotides long. It is a transcript of the gene mef2cb, whose product is annotated as myocyte enhancer factor 2cb. The transcript has 11 exons. Gene Ontology annotation, biological process: positive regulation of transcription by RNA polymerase II; cell differentiation; heart development. Bases 410 to 1948 code for a protein of 512 amino acids. Gene Ontology annotation, molecular function: histone deacetylase binding; RNA polymerase II cis-regulatory region sequence-specific DNA binding; protein dimerization activity. NCBI's taxonomy places the organism in Eukaryota, Metazoa, Chordata, Actinopteri, Cypriniformes, Cyprinidae. The record is from RefSeq and is a predicted model, not a curated record.
GAGAGAGUCUGAGGCGCGGAGCUCAACAUCAUCAGUCGCAAUAACGGCUUAAUCAUUCCUCACCGUGGACGACCGACACCAACCUCAGCAUCUUAAACGCUUUAUUAGACACAAGAAAAGAAACACGCAUUAAGAAAACGACACUUUUCCGGUGGUGCUGGUGAUAUUUGGUGGAUUUUAAGUGUGAAGAGGUGAAGUCCACCCGGCGGCUCAACACCUUCCGUCACACCGCAGGACAAACUUCACCGGACACACUUCAGACGCACCAUGAAGUACAGCUACUGGAAUCUUUGAAUUGAGCGGAGGAAGUCGAGAGAAGAAAGCCUGGUUUGAAGAAAAAGCAAGCAAAAACAGAGGGACGAAAGAAUAAAGUUCAUUGGAGAAAGAGAGAGACGAAAAGACGGGGACAAUGGGGAGGAAAAAGAUUCAGAUCACACGGAUUAUGGAUGAACGCAACAGACAGGUGACGUUUACAAAGAGAAAGUUUGGCCUGAUGAAGAAAGCCUAUGAGCUGAGCGUGUUGUGUGACUGUGAGAUUGCCCUCAUCAUCUUCAACAGUACUAACAAGCUGUUCCAGUAUGCCAGCACAGAUAUGGACAAAGUGUUGCUCAAAUACACUGAGUACAAUGAGCCACAUGAGAGCAGGACCAACUCCGACAUUGUUGAGACCCUGAGAAAGAAGGGUCUAAAUGGCUGUGACAGCCCAGACCCCGACGCAGACGACUCGGUGGGCCACAGCCCAGAGUCAGAGGACAAGUACCGUAAAAUCAACGACGACAUUGAUCUGCACAUGAUCAGCAGACAGAGGAUAUGUGCGUUGAGCAAGAAGGAGAACAAAGGCGGCGAGAGCCUGGAGCUCGAGUCUGCUCUCGCUCUCACUCCGCACACGGAGGAGAAAUACAAACAGAUUAACGAAGAGUUUGAUCUAAUGAUCAAGACUCAGAAGAUACCUGCUGUGCCCUCUUCCACCUACGAGAUGCCCAUCCCCGUGAAUAACCAGAUAUACCCAGGCAAUCAUAACCUGCUUCCACUGGCCCACCACAGCCUGCAGAGAAACAGCAUGUCACCCGGGGUCACACACAGACCACCUAGUGCAGGUGGUCUGAUGGGCACUGAUCUCUCGACUGGCGCGGGCACUAGUGCUGGGAAUGGCUAUGGAAACCACCGUAACUCUCCAGGACUUCUGGUGUCCUCUGGAGGUAUGAACAAAAGCAUGCAGGCCAAGUCCCCUCCACCAGUGAACCUGGGGAUGAACAGCCGUAAACCUGACCUACGAGUUCUCAUCCCACCCGGAGCCAAGAACAACAUGCCCUCUAUUAAUCAGAGAAUAAACAACUCUCAGUCCGCGCAGUCACUGGCGACCCCCGUGGUUUCUGUAGCGACACCUACUCUACCGGGACAGGGAAUGGGCGGCUACCCAUCAGCCAUUUCCACCUCAUAUGGUACUGAAUAUUCUCUGAGCAGUGCGGAUCUGUCUUCGAUAUCUGGCUUUAACAGUGCCAACACUCUGCAUCUGGGUUCAAUGAGUGGAUGGCAGCAGCAUCAGAUCCAGAACAUGCAGCACUCUGCUCUCAGUCAGCUGGGAAAUUGCUCUAGCACUCACUUAUGUCAGGGUUCAAAUCUCUCCCUGCCCUCUACUCAAAGCCUGCACAUCAAGUCCGAACCUGUUUCUCCUCCUAGAGAUCGAUCCAGCAGCACCACGCCCGCCGGCUACGGCCCGCUACCGUCCCACCAGCAGCACCAGGGCCCACCCCCGCAGGGGCGACAGGACUCGGGCCGCUCCCCGGCUGACAGCCUCAGCAGCUGCGGCAGCUCGCAUGAAGGCAGCGACCGCGAUGACCACCGUCCCGACUUCCAUUCGCCAUUAGGAUUGGGCCGGCCUGGCCUGGACGAGCAAGACAGCCCAUCCAUCAAGCGUGUCCGCCUCUCAGAGGGGUGGGCCACAUGAUAAGCAAUGCCCCCCUUUGGACAGCCCCAUCCUCGAUCUUGACCUCCCCAUGCGAAGCGGCUCACGCGCUAAUCAUUGCUCUCCCUUAUUCUCUGAUUUGCUGUAGAGAGGGGAGGAAGUGCUCUCGAAAUUACCUGUAUUUUUUUUUUAUUAUUAUUAUUAUUAUUAUUUUAUCAGAGUGUGUCUGAUAUACAUAUUGUUGUGAUUGACGGGUUUUCAGGGAGGGAAGCGGGAAGGAGGACUGA